AUGGACAUGGACGGCAUGGAUAUGAGCUCUAGCUCUAGCUCUAGCUCUGGUAGCUCAAUGAGCAUGAGCAUGGUCUUUACAAACACACACAACACGCCACUUUUCUCCAAUGCUUGGACGCCUUCAUCGUCUGGCAGUUUUGCCGGAACCUGCAUCUUUCUGAUUAUCCUGGCUAUCAUUGAUCGCUGCCUCAUUGCUUUCAAGGCUACUAUGGAGCGACAUUGGCUUGCAAAACAUCUCAAUCGACGAUAUGUCGCUGUCGCGGGCAAAACGACCGAAGCGGGCACCAUCGAUACCGACCCAGAUGCGAAAUUCGCUUCUCUCGUUACCGCGCAGGGCGUGGAGGAGUCGGUCAAAGUUGUUCAGAGUAUCUCUCGUGGGCCAAUUCCGUGGCGCUUCAGUGUUGACUUGCCACGAGCGUUUCUCUUUCUACUUAUUGCUGGCGUAUCAUAUCUUCUUAUGCUGGCUGUUAUGACUAUGAAUGUCGGCUAUUUCUGUUCUGUACUUGGAGGCGCAUUUCUCGGGGAAUUGGCGGUCGGGCGCUUUAUUCAAACAAAUGAGCACGGUCAUUGA
Messenger RNA from Penicillium soppii, 573 nucleotides. Its product is annotated as copper transporter family protein. Bases 1 to 573 code for a protein of 190 amino acids. The transcript is spliced from 2 exons. Lineage: Eukaryota; Fungi; Ascomycota; Eurotiomycetes; Eurotiales; Aspergillaceae. Gene Ontology annotation, cellular component: plasma membrane. The record is from RefSeq and is a predicted model, not a curated record. Gene Ontology annotation, molecular function: copper ion transmembrane transporter activity. Gene Ontology annotation, biological process: copper ion transmembrane transport; intracellular copper ion homeostasis.